Molecule: messenger RNA, 545 nt
Organism: Saccostrea echinata
Lineage: Eukaryota; Metazoa; Mollusca; Bivalvia; Ostreida; Ostreidae
Product: sodium/calcium exchanger regulatory protein 1-like
Exons: 4
Coding region: 49-456 (135 amino acids)
Biological process (GO): fatty acid transport
Cellular component (GO): nucleus; cytosol
Molecular function (GO): fatty acid binding
Source: RefSeq, a predicted model, not a curated record
CCUCUUUGCCAGUCAUUCACACAAGAGACUAUCAACUAAGACGGCGACAUGGCUGCACUUAACGGAAAAUGGAAGCUUGCGGAGGUGCAGGGAUUUAGUGACUACAUGGACGCUAUUGGUGUUAGCAAAGAAAAUAAAGAAAAGGGUUUGAAAAUGCUCAUGCCCGAAAACAAUAUCGUUCAGGAAAUAUUGAUAGAUGGUGAUGAUGUAUCGAUAAAAACUAUAACACCACUGUCAACAAUGGAACAGAAGGCCAAACUUAACACCGAGGUCAAUGUUACUGCUCUGGAUGGUCGUCCAAUGAAGGCAACAUUCAAACUUGAUGGAGAAAAACUCAUUGAAGAGCAGAGAGGACCAUUCGAAUCAACUAAUAUAAGAUUCGUUCAAGAUGGAAAGCUUUUGAUGACGCAGACAGCAAAUGGAAUAACAUCUACUAGAAAAUAUAACAAAGUUUGAAAUACUGUGUUUGAGCAAAAAGAUCUAGGGAAUUUAAUGCAUGUAUCGCCUGCAUGCUUGAGCAUUAUUAAAGACGUAAAUAAAUCCAA